Molecule: messenger RNA, 2795 nt
Organism: Topomyia yanbarensis
Lineage: Eukaryota; Metazoa; Arthropoda; Insecta; Diptera; Culicidae
Product: TNF receptor-associated factor 4-like
Exons: 3
Coding region: 463-1887 (474 amino acids)
Biological process (GO): positive regulation of JNK cascade; tumor necrosis factor-mediated signaling pathway; regulation of apoptotic process
Cellular component (GO): plasma membrane signaling receptor complex
Molecular function (GO): protein binding; zinc ion binding
Source: RefSeq, a predicted model, not a curated record
UCAUAGUGCAGACGGUUUUUGAACUGUUUAGAAAAACGAAUGAAAAUUUUAGGAUUGAUAUUCGUGAAGUGCUCUUCCUGUAAAAGUCUUCUUAUUGCGUAAUGUGAUCGAAGCGAAGAUUUUAAUCAGUUUUGUUGUUGCAUUUUGGCCUUGCGAGAUUACUAGAGAUUUGGGAGAUCGUUUUACGUGGCGAUCGGAAAACGGAUAUCAAGUGUCAAGUGUUUUACGGCCUAAUAAGCGCCAGUUGCGAAGGAAGCUACUGAAGCACUACAUCUGAUCAGUUUUCAUGGUACUCAUACCGAAGAGAGUGCAUUUUUACGAGAAAAGAAGGAAGAUACGCUUCCGGUGAAGAUCGCUUAGCAAGGGAAGUGUUCAGUGUUAACCAGAACAAACAGAACCGAUGGUAGUUUGAGUUUAUUUUUUUUUUGGAAAGUGGACCGAAAAUUUGCACCGACCGUCACCAUGGUACGGAGCUUAUCGCAGUGGACCAAAACGCUCAGUUUUCCGGCCCGGAUUUCUCCGAACCGAAACUCGAAGGAGUGCAACGUCAACGUGUUGCCAAUAACGCCUCCCCCGGCACCACCGAGGAACAAAAGUACAGCGACCUCGACGACUUCCUCGUCCAAUUCGUCCACCACUUCGUCGCCUUCUCCGCCACCGAAUGUGCCGAUAACGGAAAUCAGUCAAAUCAUCUAUCCAGACCCGGAAUCGGAAAAGGCCAUCAUGGGAUCGCUGGUGUUCUGCAUCCAUCACAAGCAGGGCUGCAAAUGGUCCGACGAGCUGCGCAAACUGAAGGCCCACUUGAACACCUGCAAGCAUGAUGCGAUCCCGUGUCCCAACAAGUGCGGUUCGCAAAUCCCGCGGGUCAUGAUGACCGAUCAUCUGGCCUUCACCUGCAUUCUGCGUCGUGCCAUCUGCGAAUUUUGCAACGUCGAGUUCACCGGCAUCGGUCUAGAGGAGCACGCUGGUACGUGUAGCUCGGAGCCGAUCUACUGCGAGUCGAAAUGCGGUGCGCGGGUCGUUCGAGGCCGCAUGACCAUCCAUCGUGCCAAAGACUGUGGCAAGCGGCUGCGACGUUGUCCUCACUGCAGCCGCGAGUUCAGUGCUGAUACUCUGUCCGCUCAUGGAGCCACGUGUCCCCGUAGCCCAGUGCCAUGUCCACAACGUUGCGAAGCGGGUCCAUUCGCUAGGGCUGAUCUGGAGUCACACCUGCGUGAUGAAUGUAAAGCGUUGUCGGUGCCUUGUACUUUCAAAGAAGCCGGUUGUCGUUUCAAAGGACCUCGCCAUCUUUUAGAGUCCCACCUAGAGUCCAACACAUCAGCUCAUCUGUCGCUGAUGGUUGCCCUAUCAGGUCGUCAGGGGCAACAGAUAACGAUGUUGAAAAACGCUAUGGCGAAACUAAGCACCAAUUAUACAGGUACCCUACUCUGGAAGAUUACCGACUGGUCGGCAAAAAUGAUCGAAGCCAAGAGCAAAGACGGUCUCGAAUUAGUCUCACCGCCAUUCUACACCAGCCAGUACGGCUACAAAUUGCAAGCUUCAAUGUUUCUCAACGGUAACGGUCCCGGUGAAGGAACCCACGUAUCCGUUUACAUCAAAGUUCUGCCGGGUGAAUAUGAUGCUCUUCUCAAGUGGCCUUUCUCUCACUCGGUCACUUUCACCCUCUUCGAGCAGGGUAGCAUGGGUGGUCAGGGUGGUGUUGCCGAAUCGUUCGUUCCGGAUCCAUCGUGGGAAAACUUUCAGCGUCCCUCAACCGAGCCGGAUGCUCUAGGAUUUGGAUUCCCACGGUUCGUGUCCCACGAGCUGCUCAGUCGUAGGCCAUUCGUUCGCGAUGAUACCGUAUUUCUACGCGUCAAGGUGGAUCCGAGCAAAAUCGUCGCCGUGUAAAUGCAGCAUGCAACCAACGAGCCCCAGCGACUGCUGAAAAAUGAUCAAAAGACUCCUAGUUUAUAAGCAUAUAACAACAAGAACAACGAGAGAACAAUGAACUGCAUUUACCUUACAAUUCGCGACCUGUAAAUAUAGCAAGCGAAUCUAAUCGUAGGCGAACAGACCCUGUAAAUACAACAGCCACAAAAUCAGAGACACGCGACACUCACAAACUGCGCGGCUUGUACCAAAACUCUGUACACAUCCGAGAUAUCGAUCGCGAAAUCAAUCGAAUCAGCUUGAAAAUCUCAAUUUUUAAUUUACGCAAUUGUUAACUUAUCAGUUUAGUUUUUUUUUCGUUUUUGAAUUUAAGGUAUGUGUGUAUGCUCAGGAUUAUUAUUUGUUCUCGUAGUUUUCUUUCCCUCUUUAAACAGAAUGAGGAUUGAAACCGAACAUGGAAACUACCGCUGGAAUCAUGCCAAAGUUUUGUUUGGAUGGCUUUGCGCAAAGUUGACUUAGGUCCGAACGAUCCUUCCGGGACAGGGGCUGCUGAAAGUCAUGCAAAGCUUACAUCAUAAUCAAAAAAGACACUCCUCUAUUGCUUUCUUUUUCGUUGGUUUCCACCGAGGAAACUGUACUGUCAAAAUUUUUAGUUAUAUUAAAAUAUCUAGUUUUCUAGUUUUUACCCUCAGCUAUUAAACACGGAGGUCUGCAGAAAAAUUGUAGGUUAUAAGCGAACGUUUCGAGUCAUUAGGUUAAUUAAAUGGGAUUCUCAAUGCCCUUCGAGUGAAGGGCAGUUGCACUGGAGAUGAUAGGUAUCAAUUUCAAAACAAAUAGUUCUAAGGGUGUAUUUAACCAAUCGAGCAUUUAAGAAUAACAUAUUAAUAGUGGCGAACAAUCAGCACAAAUACAAAUCAAAAUAAUGG